CGGCGACCUGUGGAUCAGCAACCUGAUGGUGCGCGCGGACGGGCCGGCCGUGCGCCUGCUGGACUUCCAGACACCGCGCUACGCGCCGCCCGCGCAGGACGUGGAGAUGCUGCUGUGCACGUGCGCCGGCCACGCGCUGCUGGCCGAGCGCGGGGACGAACUCCGCGACAGGUACUACACGUCGCUGCGCGCGCGGCUGUCGGCCGCCGGGCUGCGCGCGGAGGCGCUGCUGUCGCGCGAGGCGUUCGCGGCGUCGUGCGCGGAGUACGCGCCGCUGGGCCGCCUCGCCGCCGCCGUCUUCCACUCGAACAACCUGCUGCCGCAGGUGGCGCUGCGCGCGUCGCUGGCGCGCCACGGCCGCCGCCGCCACCUGGUGCGCGACCGCGUGGCGCUCGUCACGCGCGCCUUCGCCGACGACGCGGCCUUCCGGCGGCGCAUCACACGCGACCUGCGCGAGAUCGUCGCGCGCGACCUCGCCCCGCCCACGCGCACGCCCACGCCCACGCCCACGCCCACUCACGAGGCAACGGAGGCCACGCCUUCCCAUAAAAUCGAUUAA
This is a messenger RNA of Gryllus bimaculatus (two-spotted cricket), 559 nucleotides long. The record is from the annotation of a GenBank genome assembly. NCBI's taxonomy places the organism in Eukaryota, Metazoa, Arthropoda, Insecta, Orthoptera, Gryllidae.